AUGGCUGUUGUUGCUGGUGAGGGCGCAGUCCUAGUAGCUCUCAAGUACUUGUAUCCGGCUGUUGUCUUUCUCUACUACUUGGCCUCGUCUGUCUUGGCCUCUUGCACUCUGCAGGCUCUUAAGAAGACUCAGGAUGCGCAGCCGGAGCGUCCUAGUCGACGGGCCGUCAUCUAUAUACUUGGAUUCUUCCUUUCGACGUACGGGGCCCAGCUCAUCACACUCGGCACGCAGUCAGUAAUCCAAAGGUCUGCCCCCCUUGAACACCAGGUCAUCAACUACUUGUCGUGCAUUCUCGUCUUCGGUAUUCUGUGCAUCCAACUCAUCGAGUCAGACACAGUUAUAUGGUUUCCAUUCCGUGGGUCAUGGUUUAUCGCGCUGCUCUUUGAGCUUGCCAUCGCAAUCUUGACAGCUGUCAAUUCAAGACAAGCUAACCUCAACUCCUUUGAUAUACUCCAUAUAACCUUCUUCUGCUUGAGGCUUGCUUCACUCGUCAUUCUAGUGGCUUGGACUUGCUUUGCUUUAUGGACCAACUCCCACCCUUCUCUGUUCGACGAGGAAACACAGCCACUUCUGCAACCUAAUGGUGAACAACCUGAUGCUCAGGCAGCUACUGGAGAGCAUGCCAAUAGCUCCAGUUAUGGGUCGACAACGCAAAGCGACGCUGAGGAGACCGUCUGGGAAAGAAGAGAGAGAGAAGGUAGAGCCGAAUUGGAGAAGAGACUUCAGAAAGACGGGAACUGGGUUGAAUACGCCAAAGGCUUCAAGAUUUUAUUCCCGUAUGUUUGGCCUGUGGGAAACCGCCAUCUACAGCUACGAGCAGCGGCCGUUGUGCUCUGCAUGUUGGCUUCGAACGCGCUCAAUGUGCUUAUUCCCCGACAGACGGGCAUAAUCAUGGACACCCUUAAUGGGAAGCCCGGUAAUCCAUGGACAGCCGUCAUCAAUCUUGCACUUCUACGACUGCUGGCUUCAGGUUCUGGUGUCGAGCUUAUCCGCCAGUGGUUGUGGCUACCUGUCAAACACUUCUCACGGGAGAGCUUGUCCCGAGCCUCUUUUUCUCAUGUGAUGAAGCUGUCUGCUGAUUUCCACGACUCCAAAAACUCAUCAGAUAUGAUGGUGGCUAUGCAGGGCGGAUACUCUAUCACAAACGCAGUUGAAAGUCUUUUGUUUCAAACCGUCCCAAUGUUGAUCGACAUGUGCAUCGCCAUCGCCUACCUCUCCGUCAAAUUUGGCCCAUACGAAGGCUUGAUAACUGUGGCUACCGGGAUCGUCUUUAUAACUCUUGCGGCCCGCCUCGUGGCUGAUACCAAAAGUAGCACUCGCAAUCGCCAAAAGGCUCUCAUCAAAGAGCAUAGCAUUCGUUACGGCGGGUUGAGUUCGUGGCAGACCGUCAACAUGUUUAACCAGACCAUCAUUCUCACUGUCGGCCUCAUGGCAAGUGCAUUCCUCGCUCUCACUGCACCACUGCAAUUUUUCGCCUCUCUUAGUAAGAACAUGAGCGAUGACUUCAUCAGCGCGGAACGCCUCCUGGCUCUUAUGAAGGUCAAGCCUUCGGUUGCGAACAAACAGGGUGCACGGCCUCUCAAGUUUAAACGAGGAGAUGUUAACUUGGAUCAAGUUUGCUUCAGUUACGAUAAGCGAAAGAGUAUCCUCAACAGCAUCAGUCUAGACGUUCCGGCAGGAACGACAGUGGCCUUUGUGGGCUCAACUGGAGCAGGUAAAUCGACGCUGCUCAGACUCCUCCAGAGGGACUACGAUGUCACCUCGGGCAGCAUCCAGAUCGACGGUCAAGAUAUUCGCGAUGUUGAUAGCUCCAGCCUACGUGAUCGCAUUGGCUACGUUCCCCAAAGUGCACUCGUUUUUAAUGACACCAUCAUGAACAACGUACGAUAUAGCAGAAUCACCGCAACGGACGAGGAGGUGUUUGAAGCAUGCAGAGCCGCUUGUAUUCAUGAUAAGAUCUUGGGUUUUCCGGAUGGCUACGAAACGGAGGUUGGCGAACAUGGAGUCAAACUUUCCGGUGGAGAGCUUCAACGUCUAGCAAUUGCCAGGGCGCUUCUGAAGGACCCUAAGAUUGUUCUUUUGGACGAGGCUACAGCCGCUGUUGAUAAUGCUACUGAAAGAGAUAUUCAGAAAUCAUUAAGGGUCCUCUGCAAAGGACGCACAACAUUCGUCGUGGCUCAUCGACUCUCUACCAUCAAAGGAGCGGGCAUCAUUGCUGUUGUGGAACACGGUCAGAUCAUCGAGACAGGUACUCAUGAUGAGCUGAUUGCCUUGGGUGGUCGAUACUUUGAACUGGCGAAAGACGACACAUUCCGGGAAACGGAGGACAGCGAUGACCAGGCCAAAAUGCUUGACGACGCAAAUACUCUUGCCAACGAUUCUUGCUCCGAGAGAACCACCACUGAGACGUGCAAGACACACGACGAAAACGACCAGGCCAAAGUACCGCCAGAAAGCGAUGGCAAAUCAGCAACAGGCAAGAGGUGUCAGAAGGAGGGGUCCCGAUUGAAUCCUGUGGCCCCUGAAUUUACACCUCGGUCAAUGGCGGCAACAGCGGCGAAUUCUGGACCCAAGACGGCAUCUGGAGGUAAGCCAACUACAUCUUCAGCCAUUGGCAACACAGGGACAUGGGCAGUCACCGGCCACCCUAGCAAACUUCGAUGGUCCGAUGAAGUGUCCAUUAUGGACGACCGCGGGACGAGCAGUACGCCCAAGAGCGUCUCUACUGAGUCAAGCCGCCGCCUCAGGGCGAAAGAUAGUUCUGAGAGCAGUUUCACCGCAUCAGAGCUCCGCGCGUCGGAAGUUAUGCCCGCAGCGAUUGGUAUCCAAAAUCCAGGCAUCACACCACUCCCAAUGGGCGGAAAAGCCAAAACGAAUACCAUCGAGGCUUCCGGACGAGCUGCGCUGCCCUCACUGGCACGAAGCUCCCCCGAGUCCAUCGCAGAGACAACGGUUGUCCCUUCUGAUAUUGGCAAUGUGGUUUUCAUGCGACCGCGCUACUCCCGUCGCAUCCAGUCAAAGAGCGAGCCUGUUCACAAGUCUCCAAAGUCGGAAUCCGGUAAAUGCAACGAGCCGCCUGCAAAAUCAACCGACGCCGAUACCGAGCAACGUCGUGUGACUGCUCAAACGGUUCAAACGGCUCAAAGCAACAGUCCAGCGCCUUCCAUGAUUCCUAAGCCUGGCAACAGAGGCUCGCCCACUGUGAGACAGCUUCCGAUUCCUCCACGGCACUCGAGUGACGGGAAAUGCGGCACAUAUCCAACUCCAGCGCCCAGAGACAACUCCGGGCGAGCAUCAGAAGGAAUUCUCUCCGCUACAAAAGAUAAAGAAACGGCAAGUGUUGCAGCAACCAGCACUGCCAAAAACGAAAACCACCCGCUGCCAAAGACGGGAGAAAAUCAGUCAAUUAUGACAACCUCCAGCCGAGGCGGUCGAACCAUCCGACGCCCACGAGCCGGAUCUCUUCGCGGACGCCGAGGCCGCCUUUUUCGAGGCCCCGUGGCACCUGGGAGCCAAGAAUAG
Messenger RNA from Trichoderma breve, 3522 nucleotides. RefSeq names its product ABC transporter domain-containing protein. Gene Ontology annotation, biological process: transmembrane transport. NCBI's taxonomy places the organism in Eukaryota, Fungi, Ascomycota, Sordariomycetes, Hypocreales, Hypocreaceae. The record is from RefSeq and is a predicted model, not a curated record. The transcript is spliced from 10 exons. Gene Ontology annotation, molecular function: ATP binding; ATP hydrolysis activity; ABC-type transporter activity. Gene Ontology annotation, cellular component: membrane. The coding region runs from base 1 to 3522 and encodes 1173 amino acids.